AUGGAGCUUCUCAGUCCCUUCUCUCUCCUCUUCACCUUUGCCUCCAUAUUGUUCUUCAUUCAGAGGCUUUCAAAUCCCCAAAAGUCCCUCAAAAACUUGCCACCUGGACCAUGGAAGCUGCCUCUUCUUGGCAACAUUCACCAAUUUGUUGGGGCUCUUCCCCAUCAAACUCUGAGAAACUUGGCUAACCAAUUUGGACCAUUGAUGCACCUGCAACUUGGUCAAAAAUCACACAUAAUAGUCUCUUCAGCAGAUAUUGCCAAAGAGGUUUUGAAAACUCAUGAUGCCAUCUUUGCCAACAGGCCUCAUCUUAUUGCUUCAAAAUUCUUUGUUUAUGAUAGCAGCGACAUAGCCUUUUCUCCUUAUGGAAAAACUUGGAGACAACUUAAAAAGAUUUGCGUUUCAGAGUUGCUACAUGCAAAGCAUGUUCAAUCACUGAGGAUCGAUUUUGAACCUCAGCAAGGAAAUUGA
Vigna umbellata (rice bean) is the source of this 471-nucleotide messenger RNA. Lineage: Eukaryota; Viridiplantae; Streptophyta; Magnoliopsida; Fabales; Fabaceae. The record is from RefSeq and is a predicted model, not a curated record.